AGAGGCACGCAGCCGCGCGGGGGCUACAGAGCCCAGACCCAGCUCUACAAGAUGCACUUAGGACCCCCGCGGCUGGAAGAAUGAGCUUGUCCUUCCUCCUCCUCUUCCUCAGCCACCUGAUCCUCAGCGCCUGGGCUCAAGGGGAGAAGCUCCUCGCCCCUAAAGGGCAACUCGGACCCGCUGCCACUGAUAGAAACCUGGAAGGCUCCAGCAGUAGCCAGAGCAGCAGCAGUAGCACGACAUCUUCCUCUUCCUCCUCCCCUACGACUUCUCUGGGCAGCCAAGGAAGUGGCUUGGAGCAAAGCAGUUUCCAGUGGACCCCCUCGGGGCGCCGGACUGGCAGCCUCUACUGCAGAGUGGGCAUCGGUUUCCAUCUGCAGAUUUACCCGGAUGGCAAAGUCAAUGGCUCCCACGAAGCCAAUACGUUAAGUAUUUUGGAAAUAUUUGCUGUGUCUCAGGGGAUUGUGGGAAUACGAGGAGUUUUCAGCAACAAAUUUUUAGCGAUGUCAAAAAAAGGAAAACUCCAUGCAAGUACCAAAUUUACAGAUGACUGCAAGUUCAGGGAGCGAUUUCAAGAGAACAGCUAUAAUACCUAUGCCUCAGCAAUACACAGAACUGAAAAAACAGGACGUGAGUGGUACGUGGCCCUGAACAAGAGAGGAAAAGCGAAACGGGGCUGCAGCCCCCGGGUGAAACCCCAGCACGUCUCUACCCACUUCCUGCCCAGAUUCAAGCAGUCGGAGCAACCAGAACUCUCUUUCACAGUUACUGUUCCUGAGAAGAAAAAGCCACCUGGACCUAUCAAGCCAAAGGUUCCCCUUUCUGCGCCCCGGAAGAGUCCCAACACAGUGAAAUACAGACUGAAGUUUCGGUUCGGAUAAUGUUCAACUUGGCCUUGUGAGAAAGCACACUUUCCCCUCAGGAGUUUCCGUAGGAGUCUUUACGGAUCUGAAGAAACAUUUUUGGACAUAGCUUCAGCUCUACUACACUGUAGUGAAGUCAGGUCAUUUGUUUCGGUGUGACUGAAACAAAAAUGUUUUCUGAUAGGAACUGAACUGGAAUUCUUUGUAUAAACACAGGGAGCACCCUGCUUCAGUUCAGUGAGACAUGAAGCCUUUAUGCUCAGUGCAUACCAGGACUCUGUGUUUUCAAAGAGUUAAACAGCGUGGACUGUGUAUUUCUCUGACUUUUACACAUCAACCCAAAAGAA
Molecule: messenger RNA, 1210 nt
Organism: Artibeus jamaicensis (Jamaican fruit-eating bat)
Lineage: Eukaryota; Metazoa; Chordata; Mammalia; Chiroptera; Phyllostomidae
Gene: FGF5
Product: fibroblast growth factor 5
Exons: 3
Coding region: 81-881 (266 amino acids)
Biological process (GO): animal organ morphogenesis; positive regulation of protein phosphorylation; regulation of cell migration
Cellular component (GO): cytoplasm
Molecular function (GO): fibroblast growth factor receptor binding; growth factor activity
Source: RefSeq, a predicted model, not a curated record